AUGUCGCAAUCUCUCACAGGCAAGGUCGCAAUAGUGACUGGUGGCUCCCGCGGAAUCGGGGCCGGUAUUGUCAAAGAACUUGCUAAACGCGGCGCCUCUGUGGCUUUCACGUAUCUGUCCUCCGCGAAAGCACAACUCUUGCUUAACGAGCUCCAUUCCUCCGGUAUCAGGGCAAUUGCCAUCCAGGCUGACUGUGCCGACGCAGCAGCCUCGGCAAAAAAGAUCGUUGGACAGGUUGUAGCUUCAUUCGGUCAGAUCGAUAUUAUCGUCAAUAAUGCUGGGAACGGCGAGGAUCACUCCCUGUCUGACGUGACCGAGGAGCAAUUUAAUCGGAUCUUCCAUAUAAACCUUCUCUUUCCUCUAUUGUUAGUUCAGGAGAGCGUUCCGUACCUGCAGCAGAAGGCCAGAAUUGUGAAUGUGGGAUCAAUAACUGGCCGAAUCGCCAGACCUGCAGCGUACCCGUCAGCCAUUUUGUAUGCAGCAUCAAAGGCAGGACUUGACAGCGUGACAAAGUCACUGGCUUUCACUUUGGGGCUAAGAGGAAAUAUGCCAGGACGAAAAUUCGAAGCGACAGUCAACACGAUAAACCCCGGCCCUGUAGCGACUGACAUGUGGGAGCAAACACCGGGACGUGAAGAAUAUGAAGAGAAUCUGUAUCCUCGUACGGCGGCAGGUGAUCGGGUCGCUUCGGUGCAAGAUAUCGCCCCCAUUGUUGCCUUCCUGUGUGAGGAGCAAUCCCGAUGGGUGACUGGGAAUGUCACCUGUGCCAAUGGGGGGCUACUUAUGAUCUAA
Messenger RNA from Aspergillus versicolor CBS 583.65, 792 nucleotides. RefSeq names its product SDR family NAD(P)-dependent oxidoreductase. The transcript is spliced from 5 exons. Lineage: Eukaryota; Fungi; Ascomycota; Eurotiomycetes; Eurotiales; Aspergillaceae. The coding region runs from base 1 to 792 and encodes 263 amino acids. The record is from RefSeq and is a predicted model, not a curated record.